GGAAUACGCAAUGUGACCUUGCUGAUUGACGAGUAAAUACCUAAGGUACCCACGUUCAAGCUUGCCAGGUACCCUGGCUUUCGGACACCAGAAUAAGUUACACUGUAAUUUCACGAGCCCCAAAGUUCGGCGUAGGUAAGGUACGUACAAGGGUGACCAGUUUCAAGGCACCCCAAACUUUGUUUAUAAGGUACUUGGGUAGUUUAAGCUUGCAAGUCAAAUCACCAUGCGUCGGUAACCAGACACCAGAACUUCCUCGAGUUACAUUUCCCAUUCCCACACUGCCACCGACUUACUCUACCCAUAUCUUUAUUCUCGGUCUGUCAUGGCCGACUUCACCUGGUGUAUGAUUUAUCUGGGGAUUUACCUGGGGAUCAUAGACACUAUUGAACAAGGAUAUUCCUUCGUAGAUUUUCUGCUGACUGGCUUAUAUACGUUGUACUGUAGCUCCUUUUGUACGACUCGAGGCAUUAGUGGCGCUAUUAGGGCCGCCUCGUCUGUCACACAGCAAGUACACUUCGUAGGCUCUCAAGAGCAGGUUCUUGAUCGCCUCAUGCAAGGGCGUCCUCAUCAACAAGCACCUCCGACCUCUCCAAGCCUUCAAGCGUCCAACCGCCUCCCCUCCCUCGGUCGAUGUGUUCUAGAGCCGUACCGUGGGUGCACCUGCACUUUCUGUUCCAUUGUCAGUACCGGCCGAAGAGUAAAGCCACAGCCUCAGAUUCGCUCUCCAAAGCCCAUAUCAAAGACCUGUCUCACUCUUUCUUCUCUUCCCGCCACACUCGCAGCGUCCCCUCUACGAGACGGUCUCAGCGAUACCUGGGCCUGCUGGGAUAAGUGAUUGGCUCGCAAACACGGAGCUAUUUCCGGGGUAUAGCUGCUUAUCUCCCCUCCCCUCUAUGAGAAGCUUCGCCUGGGGCAUGGUG
This is a messenger RNA of Sodiomyces alkalinus F11, 923 nucleotides long. RefSeq lists its product as hypothetical. The coding region runs from base 326 to 838 and encodes 170 amino acids. The record is from RefSeq and is a predicted model, not a curated record. The transcript has a single exon. Lineage: Eukaryota; Fungi; Ascomycota; Sordariomycetes; Glomerellales; Plectosphaerellaceae.